Messenger RNA from Phalaenopsis equestris, 1265 nucleotides. RefSeq names its product chaperone protein dnaJ 6-like. The record is from RefSeq and is a predicted model, not a curated record. Lineage: Eukaryota; Viridiplantae; Streptophyta; Magnoliopsida; Asparagales; Orchidaceae. The transcript is spliced from 8 exons. The coding region runs from base 137 to 982 and encodes 281 amino acids.
UAUUGGUAAAUAAACUCCGGAUCGUUCUCCGUGCUGGCGGAAAAAUUUUCGCGCUUUUCCGAUAUGAACCGCCGAAUUCCUGUUUCCUCCUGCUCGUCUCUCACUCUCUCUUUAUUAUUCUGAGUUAGCGGAGAAAAUGGGGAGAAGGAAAAGGCCUAGGGUUUCGGAAGAACCUCGGGGCGAUCAAGAAUCCGGAGGCGAUCUUGAAGAACCGUCCGCAAGAGAGAAGAGCUUGUACGAGAUUCUUGGGGUUGAAAAGACAGCAUCCCAGCAGGAAAUAAAGAAAGCUUACUACAAGUUAGCCUUGCGUCUUCAUCCAGAUAAAAACUCUGAUGAUGAGGAAGCCAAAGAAAAGUUUCAGCUAUUGCAAAAGGUUAUGUCAGUUCUUGGGGAUGAGGAGAAAAGGGCGUUUUAUGAUCAGACUGGUUCUGUUGAUGAUGAUGCUCUUUGUGGAGAAGGUGCCAAUAAUAUCUGGAGUUUUUUCAGGACAAUGUACAAAAAGGUAACAGAAGCUGACAUUGAAGAAUUUGAAGCGAAUUACAGAGGAUCUGAUUCCGAGAAGAAGGAUCUAGAGGAGCUUUUUUCAAAAUAUAAGGGAAAUAUGAACAGGCUUUUCUGUUCAAUGCUUUGCUCCGAUCCAAAGCUCGACUCUCACCGAUUCAAACAUAUAAUUGACGAGGCAAUCGCGGAAGGGGAACUGAAGCCAACUAAAGCAUAUCAGAAAUGGUCAAAGCAGAUUUCUGAAACUAAACCGCCUACAGAUCCUCUAGUGAAAAAGAGACAGUCAAACAGGCAGUCAAAUCUGGAUUUAGUUGCUGUCAUUACUCAGCGUAGGAACCAAAGAAAAGAGCAAUUCAGCUCCUUCCUCUCAUCAGUUAUGGCCGAGUAUGGUGGGCACGUAGAACCAGAACCAACAGAGGAAGAGUUUGAAAGGGCGCUGCAACGGCUUGAAAGCAGGAGAGGGAACAAAAAGAGGAAAUAACAGCAGAAAUUUAUGAUAUGUACUGGGUGAUUUCUAUUUUUUUCUUUUUUUUUUUUUUUUUUUUGAAUUUUUGAGCGAAUUUAAUCUCAGAAAUUUAUGAUAUGGCCAAAAUUUCUUGGUUGAAAGUCUGAAGCGUCAGCUCUCAACUAAGAGGCUAAUGUGGGUUGCAUUGAUAGCAGCUUUACUAUAUUAUUUAAUAGGUGGCAAUAUCCAUAUUAAAUGAGAUGUUAUAUAUAAGGAAUAUUAUUUUGGCCUUUGGUUAUUUCAUAUAUUUUUAAAAUUU